AUGAACUCCUCAUUCUCUUCCUACUUUUCUGACGACGAAGAGGAACAGAGCCUUGAUUUAUUCCAUUCUCAAAGACGGAAACGUCAACAAUUAAUGCACCAUUCAGCGGCAAUGCGUCUUUGUAGGCGUGGAAAGCAGCAAAUAGCUAGCGGUUGUUUGGUAAAUCGGGAUCGAGUCUUGACAACAAAUUAUGAGGGGGAUGAGAGGACUAACAAGCAUUCAAGCAUAGAUGACGAAUAUUCUGACCAAGAUUUGGAAGAUUUUAAGCAACAAAAAUUAAACGAUGAUAAUGAUGAUACUGAAAUACAUUCAUUUGAAAAUGAAAGAUAUCGUCAUCCUCAUCUACCGCAAAUGAGAUUUCACUAUUCAAUGCCUGCAAUCGUUAACUCCUUACAUGAUUCAGUACCGGAUAGGGUAAAAUUUCGUCGAUCUGACACUGAAGAUUUUUUGAUUGAACGGAAAGCUGGUGCCUCGAGUGAAUGUAAAUACUUUUUAUUUUCUUUAAAAUCCUAACUAAUUCCCCUCCUUUAAAAAACUCAUUAAAUAAAUUUAUUUCACAUCCAGGCACAUUAUAGAGGAUUUUACGAGUAUUUAUUUUCCCCCAUCUGCUAUC
Meloidogyne enterolobii is the source of this 613-nucleotide messenger RNA. The record is from the annotation of a GenBank genome assembly. NCBI's taxonomy places the organism in Eukaryota, Metazoa, Nematoda, Chromadorea, Rhabditida, Meloidogynidae.